UAUCACACAAGUGAUUUCAUAAAGCAAAUCUUUUGGAAGUUGUGUAUAGGGGGAUAAGUGGGGAAAACCCUUGAGAUAACUGCGGCAUCUACAGCACAAUUAGCCGCCUUUGUCGCUGUCUCUCCCUCUCUCUCUCUCUCCCUCCCUCUCUCUCUCUCCUCGCUGUCAAUCGCUGGAGGAUUUUGUCGGGAGUUUCCGAGCGCCUCUGUCUCCGUGAGUACCUGAGUUUUGUUGUUGCUGAUGCUGCUGCCUUCCUCCGGAUUCAGGAUGAUCGCAGGCGCUCCGCUGGGAUCUGCUGCAGAGAGAGAGGGAGAGAGAGAGAGCCGAUAGAAAGUUGAUCGCCGUCCUGCUCUGAACGCAACUUUCCUGUCAAAGAGCAAACCUUAAGUUCAGAGUGAGGAUGUUGUUGUGGCUGGUUUUACUCCUGCCUACCAUCUCCUUGGCUCAGCGAUCGGAGCCCAUGUUCUCAUCUAUAACCAAGACCGUCCUUCCUCCCGACUAUGACAACAACCCCACCCAGCUCAACUAUGGCGUGGCCGUUACUGAUGUGGAUGGAGACGGAGAACUGGAGAUGUUUGUAGCAGGUUAUAAUGGCCCAAACCUUGUGCUAAAGUAUGACAAGGAGAAAAGAAGGCUUUUCAACAUUGCCGUUGACAACCGCAGCUCCCCGUUCUACGCCCUGAGAGACCGACAAGGCAAUGCUAUUGGGGUGACAGCGUGUGACAUCGAUGGAGACGGUCGGGAGGAGAUUUAUGUCCUUAACACCAAUAAUGCCUUCUCUGGUCGGGCAACAUAUUCUCACAAGCUGUUUAAGUUUCGUAACGGACGCUUUGAAGAUCUGCUGAAUGAUGACAUUAACGAACACAGAGAUGUAGCCAACCGUAUGGCUGGGCGCUCAGUGGCCUGUGUGGACAGAAAGGGUACAGGCCGUUAUGCUAUCUACAUAGCUAACUAUGCCAGCGGCAACGUGGGUCCUCAUGCUCUCAUAGAAAUGGAUGAGGCAGCCAGCGAUCUUUCGCAGGGCGUCAUUGCCCUCACCAACGUGGCAGAGCAGGCCGGAGUCAACAAGUUCACUGGAGGCCGAGGUGUCGUAGUGGGACCUAUUGUCAGUCAAAGCCUGUCUGAUGUGUUUUGUGACAACGAAUAUGGACCCAACUUCCUGUUCAGGAACAAUGGAGAUGGAACUUUUACCGAUGUGGCGCAGCAGGCUGGUGUGGAGGACCCCAUGCAGCAUGGCAGAGGGGUUGCUCUGGCUGACUUUAACCGUGAUGGCAAGACGGACAUCGUCUACGGGAACUGGAAUGGACCUCAUCGCCUGUACAUGCAGCUGAAUAACCGCAAACAGAAGUUCAAGGACAUAGCAUCCCAGAAGUUUUCCAUGCCGUCUCCGGUUCGAACUGUCAUCGUUGCUGAUUUUGACAAUGACAACGAACUGGAGGUCUUCUUCAAUAACAUCGCCUACAGGGGUCCUUCUGCCAACAGACUCUUUAGGGUGAGCAGGAGAGAGCAUGGAGACCCCCAGAUAGAAGAGCUGAAUGUUGGGGAGGCAUCAGAGCCUGAAGGACGAGGGACUGGAGCUGUAGCCACAGACUUUGAUGGUGACGGCCGUCUGGAACUGCUGGUAUCUCAUGGUGAGAGUGCAGCACAACCUCUCUCUGUCUACAAAGUCAACCAGGGCACCACUAACUCCUGGCUGCGAGUGAUUCCCCGGACCAGAUUUGGUGCUUUUGCCAGAGGAGCUAAAGUGGUGGUGUACACCAAAAAGACCGGCCCUCACACACGCAUCAUCGAUGGUGGCUCAGGGUACCUGUGUGAGAUGGAGCCUGUUGCCCACUUUGGCCUUGGUAAGGAUGUGGCCACCAAUGUCGAGGUGUACUGGCCAGACGGGCGUUCAGUGGCUCGACCCCUGGAACCUUCAGACAUCAACUCGGUGCUGGAGAUCCACUAUCCAAGAGAUGAGGAGGAAGUCACUCCUACUGUGGAAAUAGAGUGCGGUCAAGGGUUUGCCCUGAAUGAGAAUGGUCGUUGCACAGAUGAAGAUGAGUGUACCCAGUUCCCCUCUGUGUGCCCCUCUGACCGCCCUGUCUGCACCAACACCUAUGGCAGUUAUAAGUGCCGUGCCAAGAGGAGAUGCAACCAGGGCUUUGAGCCCAACGAUGAUGGGUCCGCCUGUGUGGCCCAGGUGGCUUACUUUGGAGGGACGCGGUCUUCUGGGGAACGCAAGUGGUCGGGCCUUUCUUUCUGGCUGCUCUCCAUCUCUGUGCUUCCACUUGUUUCUGCCCAGCUCCAAACCGGACUACUGUAGCUGUCGCCAUCUUCUCCCAGUCCUAAUUCUCUCCACUGCUAAAAGGGGGGAGAUGUACAGAAACUCUCGAAGCAAACUUUUCACUGAAACAUCUAGUCCUCCUUCUCCUCUGGGGACCUCUGCUAUCUUUUGCCACCAGUUAUUGACAGUCUUGCCUCUCCUCAUCGCUGCUUUGUGUCACCUCUUGGCUCCCGGCCCCCUCUGGACUAUAAAGAAACACACAGGGAGCAUGCUCGCUGGGAGCUACGGGGUUCAGAACUAACUGUGUCACACCCGCAGAGCCCUCACGUCAUCACCUGGCACUUAUCUUAGUGGGACCUGGACUGAGGCCAAGUCAAUAAGUGGAGCCGCGGCAUAUAAACUACUGCUCAUUCUGUACAGUAGACAGAUCUACUGACGACACAGACCACAUUCAUUAGAGACACGCUGAGGCCCCAUCUGUAUCUCCACAAUGCCACCAUGUUAAUCCUUACAGUGUCACUCUCAUUCUGAUUAUGGGCUUAUUGGGAUGCUGAGGAACCCCAGGUCUCUAAGCUUUAGUCCCUCCCUGUGUGUGUGUGCGCGUACCAGGCAGUUGCAUAGAGAAACAUAUGCCAGACCAUCUGUUUCUGAUGGAAGGUUACAUUUUGUUACCUAUGAAUAAUACAACAGCACAGUGGAGAACAUAAAUACACUUGUAUGUGCGUGAAACAAGCAAAUUUUAUGAUUUCAAGUACAGCGUUAAGAAGGUGCACUUGAACUCAUGACUAAUUUGGCAAUUUUUAAAUAAUGUCAAUGUAGAGCUUAAAGUUGUAAAUAUUAAAUGAGCUUCAUCUUAUAAUAUUUAGACCUAAUAUUAACCCCCGAAUUCACUACAUUUAUUGACUUAUUUUCCCAUUUGAAUUAAAUAAUGGGCAGGUGAAGACAAAAGAAGACAAAAGGAUUUGCAUUUUGUUGGACUGGAAUUUUUCUGAAAUGAAUGAAUGUUCUUGAAAAACACCUAAAACAAAACUUACCAGUCCAUGUAAUGUAGUGCUUGUGAUGUUUCACGUUACUGUCACCAUAAAGGUCUUAAAAGAUUUGCAAAUAAAUCUGCCAUAAAAAAUAUGUCAUAACGUUUAAAUUCUACACUUUUCAAAAUUUUAAGCAUGGCGGCUUUGCUUAUUUAACAAAUUUUAAAUCUUUGCCACACAAUAUAAAACUUUGAAGAAUAAGGAUGGUGAUAUUUAAUAUUUUUGGAAUAGUUAAUAAAAAACGAAAUCAACCAGGCAUUAGUCAGCCUCUCAAAGCCUUCUAACUUCCCUGCUGUCUCUGCGGCACUCGGAAGCACCUCCUGCAUUACAAAUGAAUUCAUGUUUUAAAAUUCGGUUGGGAACAAACAGGAGUAAAUUGUGUUUUUGUUGGGUUCAUUAUUUACAGCUGCAGGACUGUGAACGUCAGAUUGAUUCAACGUAAACUACAGAGCUCAAACGGAUCAUAAUUAAGGGAUCUGUCACUCAGUGCAACAGAGUGGCCCACUGAUGUGUUUUUAAUCAUGUUUGAACAACUGUGGAUGUAAUUUAUUUCCCUGAGGCACAGAGGAAUAAAUGGUAUCAGGCGUGUACACACAGGCAGUGCUUGUUAGUGGGAUUGGCUCAUUUUGGAAUUUGGGCUUUUUAGAGAAUUUGUUAAUGGCAAGAAAAAUAUAAAAUAUCACCAUAGUUAUGGACAGACACACACACACAAACACACACUCACCAUUUAAAUGAAAUAGAGAUCAAGCCACACACACAAAAUUCCAAAGUUAUGGAUAUUUGGAGGAGCUUUGAUUUUCUAAAGCAAACUAAACCUCACUUUUCCUCAUUAAUGUGUGUGAGGUGAUGCUUGUUUUCCCCUUAUGUUUGUGGUUUCACACAGUGUUCAUGCUGAAACUCUCGAUAUACUGCAGUAAAAUACAGACAGCACAUGGAACCUUUCACGUUUUCCUUUCACACUUGUUGCCACAUGUCUCUUGAAACUUUUUAGGAAAUUAAUAAACAUUUUGGCAGAGAAGAUGAGCAAAAAAGUGAAAACUUCAUGUCCUCACGUUGACAGCAUGCUGACCGACAGAUAUUUGCCUCCACAUUAUUCUGCAGGGGAGCAUCAGUUCUGUUCUCUGCAAUCCCAGUGCAGAAACUAGGCAACACAACUCCUAACUUAUCCAGCCUCAGACCACGAUCACUGUCACAGCAGGGGAUAGAUUCAUCAUCAAGUGCUGGCCUGUACAGUCCUCAAGAGCAAUGACUGUGUGUGUGUGUGUGUGUGUGUGUGUGUGUGAGAGAGAGAGAGAGAGAGAGAGAGAGAGAUUCAUGGAUUUCUCCCUAUUCACUCGCUGAGGCAAGUGUUAUAUAUUUUUUGGACAUUUUUAGCUAAAACCUCACACAUUCCAUUUCAGAUACAGCACCAAACUCGGGCCCUUGACAUCAGUCCCCGAGCCUGCUAAUGAGUUGGACCCAAGCCACAGAUGCCACCUGUAAAUAACAUUUCAGCUGAGAUUUAGAGACUGAACUUAUUCUCUGUGAGACAUUUUUAAUGAAAACUAAGAGGCAUCGGAGCAUGAAAAACUAAUAAACAAACGAUGAUGGAUGUGUUGAAGCAAUUAAAAUUACUCACCACGGAUCUUUGUUGGAUCCACGCUGACGAUGUUGUCAUGCUAUCUGUGUAAGCCAAAGAAUCUGUGGAGAGUGAGAGUUACUGAGGGUUCAGCAAGAUCAUGUCCACUCCGGUUAAAUGUAUGAAUAUGUUAGUUCAGACAUUGUCAGCACACAAAAAGCUGAGGUUGCUGUAAAGAUGUUAUUAAAAGGACAGAAUGAAACUGUUUUUUGUAGUUUGAAUCACACUUUUGGGUCAGACCUGACAGACUGAUAUGUAAGCUCACAGUUUGCAUGAACAAUAAGAUCCACAAGCUGUUUAUCAAAAUUGCACGCUUUAACUGGACAUACAGUUGUUCUAAACCUAUUGCUCAUUUUCUCCUACUUGAUCUCCACAGUUCUAAUAACAAUGUAGUAAAGUCAUGGUUGUGUGAGUCCAGUUCGUUUCUCUUUCUGUAAAUGUGUUGAAAUGGGUUGUGGUAUUAUUUGCAAACAGAGAAAAGCAUACCACAGAAGACUGCUGGCUAGCUCUUAAUUGAGUGCACAUGCAACAUGAAAGUCAACACACUAUGUACAGUAUUUACUGUGUCUGCUCUGCCCAUUCAAACACCCAGGGAGUGUCUGGAAAUCACAGUUCUCACAAACACAUAAGACUAAAUUCAGCUUUUCUGUGUCCAUUGAAACUGGAGUUUAUUCAAAGCAUGAGGUAAUGCUGAAGAAAAUAAAUGGUACACAUUAUUCACAGUUAUGCAUUACUUUGCUCAACUGCUUUAGACAUACCUGGAAGAAGAAUUUCAUUUUUGGGGGAGAUAGAGAGGAAGGAAAUGACUAAAGAAAGGUAAAAAAUGACCCGUUAUCAGUAAUUACAAUAACAGAAAAGACUCCACAAAGGACAAGGUAAGCUUUAGGCAAAAUUAAAAUGGGAAAUGUAGCUGAACAGUGUCACUGAAUGAUGUCUAACGACCUGCAUGAAAGAUGCUUUGUGUGUGUGUGUGUGUGUGUGUGUGUGCGUGCGUGUGUGUGCGUGUGUGUCUGGCAUGGUCACAGCAUUGUUUGCGUCCCAGAGGCUCCAGCUGUGUUUCUUUCUGCAUAAAUGAACUGCAAGUGGAGAUGUCCCUGUGAAGAAUAAAACCUGGAACACAAUGCUCAGAGUGUGUUUCAGGGGAGUUUGA
Messenger RNA from Scatophagus argus, 6065 nucleotides. RefSeq names its product cartilage acidic protein 1b (gene crtac1b). Gene Ontology annotation, biological process: axonal fasciculation. Bases 401 to 2305 code for a protein of 634 amino acids. Gene Ontology annotation, molecular function: calcium ion binding. NCBI's taxonomy places the organism in Eukaryota, Metazoa, Chordata, Actinopteri, Scatophagidae. The transcript has 15 exons. The record is from RefSeq and is a predicted model, not a curated record.